Messenger RNA from Ramularia collo-cygni, 1974 nucleotides. RefSeq lists its product as uncharacterized. Bases 1 to 1974 code for a protein of 657 amino acids. NCBI's taxonomy places the organism in Eukaryota, Fungi, Ascomycota, Dothideomycetes, Mycosphaerellales, Mycosphaerellaceae. The record is from RefSeq and is a predicted model, not a curated record. The transcript is spliced from 2 exons.
AUGGCAUCGCGGACAACCCCAAAAAGAUGGCGACCCGAACACAUCAUCUGGGUCGGAGAUGAUCAAGGGCUACCAGAAGAAGGCUCACGAAUACUGGUUGGAAGCAUGGUCGCAGUUGGAAGCGAGGACAUUGCAGAAAACCAUCAAAUUCCACCUUGUUUCCAAGACGCGGAGCGGAAACGAAUCACCAACGAAGCCGGGCCCAAAUGGGUCUACAACGGGCCUAAAGACUCUGCGCAUCGAGAGAUACACCAAUCUAUCAUCAUCGCCUCUGAGAUGGGGCGGAUUGUAGGUUGCGCGCCCUCGAGUCAAGACUACAGCGACCUGAAAGUAGAUGAGUUGAGGGGUUUGAUACGAGAACGACGUCUUGGACCACCAGGGAAGAGAAAAAAGCAGGAACUCGUGGAUACGCUCAAUGAUAUUGAUCGAGCAGCACUUGAAGAUGGCGCAAUACCUUCUGUUUCUUACUGGCCUUUUGACAAGUUGCUCGCUUGCCUCGACGGUACUUCUGCAGACCAAAUCGAGCAUAGGACGCUCUUCAUAUUCUGCUGGUCUGGAAUUCCGAACAUGCCAAGGAUUCACGCCGUGUAUCAAAGGCUCGGAGAGUUACAAGAAGGAAGAGCACGCUGCUAUCCGGAGUUUGGAGAUUUACAUCAUUCGGAAUGCAAGAUUGGAGAUAUUGCUGCUCUGGAAUACAUUGCCAAGAAGGCCAUCUCUCCUGCAUAUCAAUAUCGGCCUCAAACAUGCUUCAAGACGGAAGAUUGCACUCUUGAAGGUCCAGCUGUGAUCAAAAGAAGCCAUUCUGCAGGUGGCGACAAUGUGCAUCUAAACCCCACUGCAGAUCGAACAGAAAGACUGCGUUGCCAGGCAGGAAUACGACGGCGCUCUCCUCGUGUAGCACCACCACCCGGCGAAAACAAUCGACAAGCUAUCGCAUCUCUACCUUUCUCCCAAGAGCGACUAAGAUACAUGAUCUCCGCCGCACCAAUCUGGUUUCACCAAGGAAAAGUCCCAUCCCUGAUCAAAUUUGGCGAAUUCCGGCUCAUCAUCGUCACGAUACCAGAUGAGACCGGUCUCCGCGGCAUCAAAGGCGCCGUCUUCGAAGCUUUUCAUACAAAGCCUCGCGAUGGUCGUCCGGAAGAACCGUUGGUGAAUGUCAUGAAUCGCGUCCCGCAUGCUUUGCUAAGUGCUGAGCAUUGCGGGACCCGGACAUAUCACAACUUGGAAUCUUUCGCGUUGUUCAUCUUCGAGCAGUUGCGGCAGUACGGUGCGAGGGAGGAUGUAGUUGAGCCUACUAUCCCAAGAGCGGAAGCGGAGACAGAACCAGACAGACCUGCGAAAGCUGCAAAAGACACCCCACAAGCAACAGGUACCGCAGAAAACAGCACCGAACCCAGCCCACCACCGCCUGAUUCCUCCCCUCUCUCCUCACCAGCAACCUCUCCAACAGACACUCCGAACGCCACUCAGCAGACGGACACCUACCGUACCACAAUGUUCGAUUCGCUAGAAGUAGGAGUCCGCAUGGACAUAGGCAUCUCUUCGGCGGAAAACGGACAUCGAUUCUUCGUGAAUGAAAUCACGAGGGAAUGGUAUGGUGAUUUGAUUAGUUUCAAAACUGGAGAGCCUAGGACGAGAAUUUGCUGUGCGUUGGCUGCUGCUAGGGCUAGGUUUUUGUUUGAUGUUGUGGAGGAUGAGGAGUCUGAAGAUGGGGAUGAGACUUGGAAUGGGUUCUCGGAUGAGAUUGCUGGGAGUGAGGGAGGGAUGGGGGAUGGAGAUGGGGUGGAGGGAGUUGGUGGCGCAGGGGAUCAGGGAGGCGAUGCGAUUGUUAUUGGAUCAGAUGAUAUUGAAACCACUGAUACCGUAAGCGAUAGUGGGAUUUUGGACAUUGAUCGCUUGAGAAGUACGGUGCAGUUCACUGGUCAGAAUACGCAAGACACUGAAACUCCUGUUGAGCCUGCUGUAGAAGAGUAG